GGCGGCGGCGGUAGUGGUGGUGGUAACGAUCGUAGCGGUGGUGGUGGUUAAGAUGGCGCCUGCUGUGCCCCCCGCCUGUGCCUGCUCCUGCUGCUGCUUCUGCUAUUCCAUCGGCGUGGUUGUGGCUAUCCUGCUGAUCAUCUGCUGUGUCGACCCCGCCUCCGCCGAGCUGUACAGGAAAACGGCCCACAACGCGAAUCUCAACUACAACCACAACCCCAACAAGCACAACUACAACGGAUACAACAGCCCCUACAACUAUGGCCACUACGACGGUCGGUGGAGCACAGCAGCGCCCACCACAGACCACAGGAUGAAGGAGAAAAGGCUACUGGAUACCAUACUCGGGAACGGAACCUAUGACAGAAAGAUUCGACCCUCCUCACGCAAGGGCUCGAAGGACAUCAAUUUCACGAAGGUGGUCAUCAACAUCAUGAUUCGCUCCAUCAACAAGAUCGACGAUUACCACAUGGAGUACAGCGUGCAGAUGACUUUCAGGGAGCAGUGGCGGGAUGACCGACUGGCGUACAAAAACUCCAGCAUAUUCAACGAGACGGCAGGCAAGAUCAAGUACCUCACCCUAACGGAGACGGACAAGAUCUGGAUGCCUGACCUUUUCUUUAAGAACGAGAAGACCGGCCACUUCCACGACAUCAUCCUGCCCAAUACCUACAUCAGGAUCUACCCCGAUGGCGACGUCCUCUUCAGCAUCAGAAUCUCCCUGACGCUGUCCUGCCCGAUGAACCUCAAGCUGUACCCUCUCGACACCCAAGUCUGCGAGCUCCUCAUGGCCUCCUAUGGCUGGACCACCGAGGACUUGGUUUUCAUCUGGGAGAAGAACGAGCCCAUCCAGGUGAACGAGAACCUCCACCUGCCCCGCUUUACCCUCGAGGGCUAUGUCCCCAUCUACUGCAACAGCAAGACCAAUACAGGGGAGUACAGUUGUCUGAAGGUGAAUCUGUUCUUCAAGCGCGAGUUCUCGUACUACCUGAUCCAGUACUACAUCCCGUGCUGCAUGCUGGUUAUCGUAUCCUGGGUGUCCUUCUGGCUGGAUCAGUACGCCGUGCCUGCCCGCGUGGCCCUCGGCGUCACCACCCUGCUCACGAUGUCCACCCAGAACGCGGGCAUCAACCAGUCCCUCCCCCCCGUGUCCUAUACCAAGGCCAUCGACGUGUGGACAGGAGUGUGCCUAACCUUCGUGUUCGGGGCGCUGCUUGAGUUCGCGCUCGUCAACUACGCGUGUCGAUCAGACCUUCAGCGGGAUAAGAUGAACAAGCAGCAGCUCCGACGCCGCCGCUGGGAGCCUGAGCUGAUACAAGGCGUGCGGGCGGAGGCUGGAGUGAGCGGCGCCUUACCCUCCACGCCGCCGCCUCCUCCAGAAGACCUCCUCAUGCAGCCAUCCGCCUCGGCCUCCCCGUCGCACCGUCACAACCACCACCUCCACCAAUACCGCCAUUACUACCCGGGGCGCUGUGACUCUCCUGAGGACGACUAUCAGAACUUUGUGAGAGAGAGGAUGGAGAAUGGCGUCCCGGCUUUCGCUAUGAGGCCGCUGAUCGGGGUUUGUCACGAGGGGGCCAUGGGUGCUGGGGCCUGCGAGGUGCAUAUAGUGCGUCCCUCUGGUCGCGCCCCAAGCGGAAACUGCGUCAAGUCGUGGCUCUCCAAGUUCCCGACGCGGAGCAAGAGGAUCGACGUCAUUGCCCGCAUCACCUUCCCGCUCGUCUUCGCCCUCUUCAACGUCGCCUACUGGAGUGCUUACCUACGAGAAGAGAAGAAGCAGUUGUAAAGUUUCUCUCUCUCUCUCUCUCUCUCUCUCUCUCUCUCUCUCUCUCUCUCUCUCUCUCUCUCUCUCUCUCUCUCUCUCUCUCUCUCUCUCUCUCUCUCUCUCUUCAUGGACCAUCAUCGUUUUAGCCUAUCCUAUAUUUUUAUUCUUCUGUACUGUUCUUUCUUCUGCUUUCCCUGUCUUACAUCAUGCCAUAAUUCUUUCCUUCCUUCCUUCCUUCCUGCCUUCCAUCCUGCCUUCCUUCCUUCCUUCCUUCCUUCCCCUUCCUUCCUCCACUUCCUGCCAUCCUUCCUUUCUUUCUUUCUUCCUAUCUUAACCAUUCCUCUCUUCUGCCUUGUCUGCCUUCUCUCUUUCUUUCCUCUCAUUCUCCCAUCCUCCUCAUCCUCAUCCUCAUCCUCAUCCUUAUCCUUAUCCUUAUCCUCCUCCCGUCAUCCUGUCACCAAGUACAUAAUUGUAGAUAAAGACCAAAAAUGUUGCACAUCACACAGAGCAAAACUAUAUUUGUAAUGUUACCGUUUUCAUUCAUCUAGCUAAGUGUUUGCAACCACUACUGGGCGCGGCGCAAAAAGUAUAAAUAACAUAAUCCUGUCGGCAAGUUACAACCUCCAGAUAACGUGUUGAAAACCAUUGUAUUGUAAAGAAAUAGGUCGAAAAGAGGAAGUGUGAGUCGUUUUUGUAUGUGAGUGUGUUAAGAGAUUGGUAUAUAGUGAAAAGUCUUACGGAGUGACAGUAAAAAAACGAGAGAAUAAAUUUAAAAGCAUAGUUACAUGUUUAAUUUCUAAAAACAUAGAUCACAGAGUAGCCGUUUGUGUUCCUAAAAUGUUCCAAAAUCAUGAUAUUUUAAAGAGAAUGAAGAAAGGAACCCUGGCUUGGAGUGACGGUGUAGGUAUAUAAAGCGUUUGGUGUGAUACUACAAGGCUGUCACCUGUCUGUCAUGAGAGGUAGGAAGCUCUGAUUAACAUGUACUAUAACAUUUCUAUGAAGGGGCUCUUUCUUCUGAUCAUAAUACUGCAGGACAAGUUAUCAUUGCCAAGUCCAUUCACAAUUCACACUUAGGUCGGUAUGCUCAGACGCCUCCUCCUCUCACGUCAACUAUUUCCAAUGGCCAAAAAGGAGAUCAGUCGGGUUCUCAUGAGUGUUUUUUUAGAUUCAGUGUACAGAAGAGGGAUAAAACUGCUACCAUGGUCAUUAAAAUACCCUUUGAAAUGCCCUAAACCCCUUCGAAAGCCUUAAUAAAUGUAUGUGUUUGGGGGCCGCAAUGUUUGAGAAUAUGGGCCUUAUACUUCUUGAAUGAAUCUGUCGUUGUUACUUGAGAUGCUUCCAUGGCUUCCUCUCUACAUUGACAGUCCACAACAAAUUACGUUU
This is a messenger RNA of Eriocheir sinensis (Chinese mitten crab), 3148 nucleotides long. RefSeq names its product glutamate-gated chloride channel-like. Gene Ontology annotation, biological process: chemical synaptic transmission; signal transduction; regulation of membrane potential. NCBI's taxonomy places the organism in Eukaryota, Metazoa, Arthropoda, Malacostraca, Decapoda, Varunidae. The transcript is spliced from 14 exons. Gene Ontology annotation, molecular function: neurotransmitter receptor activity; chloride channel activity; transmembrane signaling receptor activity. The record is from RefSeq and is a predicted model, not a curated record. Gene Ontology annotation, cellular component: synapse; neuron projection; membrane. The coding region runs from base 53 to 1786 and encodes 577 amino acids.